UUGGAGGUCAACAGCACCCUCGGGGUCUGGACCGUGGAGGUCAAUGUUUGUAACUUUUUCCUAGGUAAUGGAAGCAGUGUUCUUGGAUGAAACGGUGGCCCUGGCGGCAAAAUGUGAGGACACAUGCAAAUGCGACUGUCUUGCUAUUUUAAGAGGAGGAGGUUCCUAGCUUAUUACGGGAGGAGAUUCCUAUUCUAUUGCGCCUGCGCAGGCAUACAAACUACAAGACUGACCACUUGUGUCGAAUAUGGCCGAAACCAAGAAGCUUUCCAGAAAGCCCAAUUUCUCAGAUGCAGAAAUCCGAACGUUGUUAGCAGAAAUUGCUGCUGAAAGAGAAAUUCUGCUCUCAAAAUUACAAAAUGUCAUAACAAUAAAGAGUAAACAUUGUAUAUGGGAGCAAAUUACUACAAAGGUGAACGAGUGCGGUGUCGCGGAGAGAACGACAGAAGAAAUAAGAUCAAAAUGGAAAGACUUGAAAAAAAGAACGAUUUCAUCGAAAAUUGCGGGAAGAAAGUCGGGUGUGAGUCAUGUAACCGAAGGUGGAAGUCCUUAUGACAACUUCAUUAUGGAUAUAAUAGGGGAGGAAAGUGCUAUUCGGUGUGGUAUUCAAGUUUAUAGAUCAGAUUACAAUGAUGUAGAUGGAGUUCACUGCCUACCUCCAUUAGAACAGUCACAAGCUUUAACAUCACACUGUGAGCUGUUGGCUGGAGACAGUGAUAGCUCUGAACCUCCUACAAAAAGACCCGAGCUGAUGCAGUUUCUUCAAGUGCAGUUUCAACACCAGAUGCAUCGUCAUCAGUUCUCAAAGGGAGAGGAAAGGGAAAGAAUUUGAAAGAAAGGAUAGAAGACAGGUCCUCAUCUUCAACUGAAGAAGACGACCCAUUACAGCAGAAAUGGUUUGCCAGUGACAUUGCAACAAAUAAAAUUUUAACACAAGCUGCCCGAGCGUUCAUGCAAAAAUGUGAGCUAGAAAAGACAUAUCUUCAACUUAAAAUAAUGAAGCUAAAGAUGGAGAUGGGUCUGUCACAUACAGAAUGACACUAUUUAUAGAUACACUCUAGUAUAUUUCAUUCCUGUUUUUUUUUUAUGAAUAAUUUUGUUAAUCUUAAAGGUGGCCAUAUGGCUUUUGUUAUUUCAUUGUGCUAUCUGUCCUCUCUGUGUUUAUGCAUGUGUGUGUGUGUGUGUGCAUAUUUGCGUGAAUGUGUGUUCAUGCAUGUACACAUGCAGACACAGUUGCACAGAGGUGACUGGUGCAGAGGGUUUAGAUAAUUCAUUUAAUGUAUUCAUGGUGCUUAAAUUUUAUCAUAUCAUAUGUCCAGUCCAUAUAUUAGUAGUGUAAUUUCUAAUGAUGUCAGACUGUUCAGGAGUUUGCCGCAUUUUUUAUUUGCAGGUUUUUAAAAUAAUUAUGUUAUAUUUUUUAAACUGCAUAUAUUGUUACCUUAGUUAAAUUAAGGAUCUGGAACAUUGAAUAUUUAAGCUAACAUUAAUUAUAAAACGAAGUGGAAACAAAGCAGACAGAUGUUGUAGCUUCAAGAAUAACUUCACCAUAUUCACCAGAUCAUUUCCUUCAUUUUAAAUAUCAAUCAACUUACUGAAGAUAAGACGUAUCUUCUGAAGAUAAGCUCUUUAUUUGGUUUAACUAGUAAGUGCAAUCCUCCAGCAUGGGAUAAUUUUUUUGUUUGCAGUGCAGGGAUCAGUGGUUUGGCAUCUCUGUCAAUUGUGUAAAAGAUGGAACAUAUCAUAUGCAUGUGCCAAAGUGCUUCACAAAAAACAAAUAUUAAAAAAUGCAACUUCACUUUAUAAAGACAGUGUACCCUAAAGACCAAAGAGCAUAUUGGUCUGUACUGCCAGCAGCAUAACAUAAGAACUUUGUUAAUCAGAUGUGGUAUGUUGUAUCAUACUGUUUUGUCAUUUUCUGAUGGUGUAGGACUGUAGGUCAUUGUGUGGAUCCAAAAAAAUAUAGCAUAGCUGUGACCAGUAACAUUGCAUGCCAUUUUAAGACCCCUUGGAAACUACCAUUUCUUCUUGGCAAACAAAAAACUGUGCUAUAACUCCAUGAUCAUCAGUGACUAAAAAUAUGCCUAAAACCUCAAGAUCAACCGAUGUGUUUAAUUCAAGUCCACAGUCAUUCCCAUGACACCAAGUUCCUGCUACCUAAAGUGUGACCAUGUGGAAGUUUAUUAGGGAUUUUAAUGUGGCCAAACAAAGGAAAUUCAAAUUCUCAAAUAACUGAGAUGUGGACUAUUUGUUUAGACAUCAAACUUUACAGAUAUCCAUCUGAAAGGACCAGUAGAUUAUGAGAAUCACAACUAAUGGCAACAUUAGUGAUAUCCAGAAUGAGUAUGAUUUUUCUUCUUUUUUUUUUCUUUUUUUUUGGGGGGGAGGAGAAGUUGUCAGGGCGAGUUGUGUGUGGUUUGAGCAUAUGUACAUGCAUAUAUGCCUUAAUGAAUGAGAAUGAUAUGCAUUUUACACUAGUAUUUAUAUAUUUAUUUGUACUGUAUGUAUGGUGUGUGGAGGUACACCUGUAGACACUCGAGACCUAUAUGACUGGGAGCAAACUAGCGCCUGUCACCAAUACAGUGAGGAUUGGCUGCCCUGGGUUCAGAUCUCAUCUCAGACACACUGUUCUUUCUCCGGAUGUGGCAUCUGUUUACAGAGCUGUCUGAUUUGCCAUGAUAUAGGCUUAGUUUUUGGCUCGGCAUAAAACAACAAUCAUCCUCUGCGGCCCCCUCCCCAUUACCACCUAAAUGAUCACUGAUUGGUUCUAGCAUUUUGGUUAGACUUUGAGAAAAGCACUGAAUCAAGAUUAGAUGUAUAUUUAUGUAUAAACAGUAUAUAUAGUUUGACUUUCCCUAAGGUUAAAUUGAAGGGGUUAUAAAUAGAAAGAAGUGGAUAUACUAAUGCUACCAGCCAGGGACCACCUGAAUUUGGGGGUGGAGGAAUGGAAAAAUUAAAUUAACUUUUUCUUUGUAGGGGUAGGGGUAGACGAAUGAAAACUGAGACACACAGGAGUAACUAUCCUUGCUGUACUGCAUUGACAAUGUGCAUGCAUGUGUGUGUGUGUGGAAUUAAAAGUGUACCAUGUUCAGAAAAUGUAUAUCUUUGUUGAAUUUGAA
Pomacea canaliculata is the source of this 3116-nucleotide messenger RNA. Its product is annotated as myb/SANT-like DNA-binding domain-containing protein 4. The coding region runs from base 248 to 832 and encodes 194 amino acids. The record is from RefSeq and is a predicted model, not a curated record. The transcript is spliced from 3 exons. NCBI's taxonomy places the organism in Eukaryota, Metazoa, Mollusca, Gastropoda, Architaenioglossa, Ampullariidae. Gene Ontology annotation, cellular component: nucleus.